AUGCCACCGAAGGCCAGACCACCACUUCCACCGGGUGACGCCGCAAAGGGUGAGAAGAUCUUUAAGGGUCGUGCGGCGCAGUGUCACACAGGAACAAAAGGAGGGGCGAAUGGCGUGGGGCCAAACCUCUACGGGAUUUAUGGUCGUCGCUCCGGCACAGUGGAGGGCUUCGCAUACAGCAAGGCAAACCAGGACUCGGGUGUGGUUUGGACAGAGGAGGUUUUGGACGUUUAUCUUGAAAAUCCAAAGAAGUUCAUGCCUGGAACAAAAAUGGCUUUUGCCGGUCUUAAAAAACCACAAGAACGUGCAGACCUCAUCGCUUAUCUUGCAACAUUGCGAGAUUAG
This is a messenger RNA of Trypanosoma cruzi, 345 nucleotides long. Its product is annotated as cytochrome c, putative. The record is from RefSeq and is a predicted model, not a curated record. Gene Ontology annotation, molecular function: heme binding; electron transfer activity. The transcript has a single exon. Gene Ontology annotation, biological process: mitochondrial electron transport, ubiquinol to cytochrome c; mitochondrial electron transport, cytochrome c to oxygen. Gene Ontology annotation, cellular component: mitochondrial intermembrane space. The coding region runs from base 1 to 345 and encodes 114 amino acids. Lineage: Eukaryota; Euglenozoa; Kinetoplastea; Trypanosomatida; Trypanosomatidae.